UGCUAUAGGCAGAGCAGGUGACAGUUUACAUAUGAAAAGCUGGAACAACUUUAUGCUGUUUUUGUCGAUGUCUUCAGAUUGUGUCAGUCAUGUACUCGUCAUUUGGCAGUUUAUUACAAAUGUUGUAACAUAGGAUUUGACAAAAGAUCCACACCCUUUCAGUCUCUUAUACUAUACAACGUCAUAUUCUGUGAAAUUAUUCAAAUGGUUUGGUUUAAAGGGCUUGUCAUAACACCUGCUGGGUGACAUGUGGAUUAACAGUUUGGCAGUUUAAUUCAGGAUUUAUUGCUAUAUGUUAACUGGUGUCUAACUGCCUUAAAGUUACAGUUUUACUAUUAGUGUAAGAAUAUUAUGAUGAUAAUGAUGAUGAUGAUGAUGAUGAUGAUGAUGAUGAUGAUUAUGUAGUUCCUUGGAACACUUAAAGAUAAGGUUGUUGAAUGAGGGGGUCCAUUUCAAUGUACAGUCUUAUUCAUCUCACUCAUCAUACUCUUAAUAACUUGAACUUUAGUUUGACAUUUGACAUAUGUUUAGGUCUGCAGGUUUUCAUGUGUUUAAAUAUCUUCAAAUCUCCUGCUCUACCUCCAUUGUGAAGUUUAAACUGUGCUUUAUUCAAACUGUGUGACUUGAAAUACUGAGCUGUAGCUGUUGUUGUUGAGCUCCCUCUGCUGCCUUAACCUGGGAAUAUUGUGAUGAGUCAUUACUGUAUCAAGACUUUUGUCCUUGCUGCAAACAUCUUUCUGUUUCAUGUCCAGUGCAAUUGUGACACUUGACUUGAAGCUGAUGUUCUAACUGACUGUGUUCAAAAAACAUAUUGAUCUGUGUGUGGAACUUUUGCAAUGUCAUGGUGCUGCAGUGCUUCCGAUAAACCUGCUGUUCUCAUUCCAAAAAGCUCACAUCUAAAGUAAAUAUUAACAUCUGAAUUUGAAUACUUGAACACUGGCUGUCUUGCUAUUAUAUUAGUGUUAGCAUAUUUCUAACUGGGUAAAUGAUGUGGCAUAGCAGCAUCUUAUCCCCAUACAGAGUUUGUAUACAUUUUGAGGAACCUUUGAUGAAUUCAUAUUUUUACACAGAAAGGAAAAGAAUGAAAAUAAAAAGCCAUUUUGAGAUUGUAUUAGUACAAGAGUCUCACAGAAAAAGAAAAAAAAGCUAAACUAUUAGAAACCAUUAUCUCCUUGGUUAUACAAAAACAAAAGAGCUGCUCAAACAAAGAAAGCAGUUAGAAAUCUUUCAUGAAUUAUUAUUUUAUAAAUAAAAAAUGCUUACUACAGUCCAACAAAACAUUAUAAUAAAGUAAACAAGGUGUGACUUGAACCCCACCCCUGUGCUUCUGGAUCAUCUUCUGUUUACUAGGAUUUGUUCAGUUACUCAACUGCAGGUGUGACAGGAGAAACCUGGCAUUUAUCCCUGUAUUUGAAUGAUUAAGAAAGGCCAUGAGAAUACUUGGAAUUUGAUAUCUUUACAGAAUCAACAUGACAGACAAAAACAACACUGGAACAUCUCAGCGGUACUGUAAACUGGUGGUAAAAUCACUCUUUGGUACUGUUUUUCCCAUAGGCUGAAACUGGGACAUAUUUAUGGAAAUAUCAUCUGUUCAUCUUCAACAGCUUAUUCCUUUUAAAAGGAACUAUAAACCAUCCCCAGUGACCACAGGAGGGUGGGGUACAUCCUAGUCAGUUGUUGCCUGUAACAGACUUGGGUUUGUUUUCAAUUAUGAUGCACUACAGAUCAAUGUUUUUGUUGAAGAUGGAAAACGUUCUAAACUAAAGAAGAAAACAUUAGUGCCAUUGUACAUUUUACGACCUGGCAUUAGACCUAUAAUGGAGGUUAAACUGUAGUAUUUAUAAUUAUUGAUAACCCUGUUGUACUCUAAAGGUAGAGUUGGUUAUUUAGCACUGAUCUACCUUUAACACACAUGCGAGGGCUUUGUAUGAUUAUUUUAAUUUAAAAAAAAAUACCCGUGAUGUAUUUCCUUGGUACGUAUUAUAGGCUGUUCACGUGCUUUCCAUGUACCUGUAAUCAUUAAACCCGCUGACUGCCAGUCAUCUAAGCCCACACGGUAGCGUGGAUCUUAAUAAUGCAUGCGUGUGCAUGUGCAGUCUUGCCAUUACGACCCCAGUGUGGGGGGUAUUUAUCGGUAUUUGCAGCCACCCAACACCUUUGUGCGGGGAUGGCGCUCUAACACCGCCGUUUCCGUUGGAGCUGCUGUUGUUUGGCUGCCGGCUGUGACGCGCAGACACUUGCAGUCUGCUCUCCCAUCACAGUGCUGCUCUGCCUCGCCCGAACACAGCGCACCAUCCCGUCAGUCCUCUGGAGAUCUGACAUCACGUCGCAUCCUCGAUGCUAUAAUCAAGGACGAACUCCUGUCCAGAGCAGCGUUUAAAGGGCGUGGCCCUGUGGGAAUAUUGACACACGGAAUAUGUGCUAAUACCGCACAGAAAGGAUUGUUGUUUUUUUCAUCCAGCUGACAGCUUCUCAUGUACACAGUGAGCACCAGCUCGGGGAACCCUUCCCUGCACUGCUCCAUGUCUUCCUCGGCUGAUUUCUCAGACGAGGAUGAUUACAGCCUUAAAUCCGGCUCGGCAUCACCGGCUCCCGGGGACACUUUGCCCUGGAACCUGCCCAGACAUGAGCGAUCCAAGAGGAAAAUCCAGGGAGGAUCCAUCCUGGAUCCCGCGGAGAGAGCAGUGUUGAGGAUCGCAGAUGAAAGAGACAGAGUGCAGAAGAAGACAUUUACAAAAUGGAUAAAUCAGCAUCUACUGAAGGUACGGAAGCACAUAAAUGACUUGUACGAAGACCUGCGAGAUGGGCAUAACCUGAUCUCACUGCUGGAGGUUUUGUCUGGAGACACAUUGCCAAGGGAGCGUGAUUUUCUGAAGACGUUACGGUUGGUGAGUGGGACAGACGCAUGUGCAGUUGAGAAGCAUGGCGACACGGUGGAUGAUGAUAAGGGGCCACGGGAAAGAGGGAGGAUGCGUUUCCACAGACUCCAGAAUGUACAAAUAGCACUGGAUUAUUUAAAAAGGCGGCAGGUCAAACUUGUAAAUAUCAGGAAUGAUGACAUCACAGAUGGGAAUCCCAAACUGACCCUGGGACUGAUCUGGACUAUAAUUUUGCACUUUCAAAUCUCGGAGAUCCAUGUGACAGGGGAGUCCGAGGACAUGACAGCCAAGGAAAGGCUGCUGCUCUGGUCCAAGCAGAUUACGGACGGAUACGUCGGCGUACGGUGCGACAACUUCACAACAUCGUGGAGGGAUGGGAGGCUGUUUAACGCCAUUAUUCACAAAUACAGGCCUGACCUGGUUGACAUGAGUCGUGUCUCCACUCAGACCAGCCGGUCAAAUUUAGAGCAGGCAUUUUGUGUAGCUGAACAACUGGGGGUGGCCAGACUGCUCGACCCUGAGGACGUUGAUGUUCAGUCUCCCGAUGAAAAAUCCGUCAUCACAUACGUCUCCACACUUUACGAUGCCUUCCCUAAAGUACCGGACGGUGUUGAUGGAAUCAGUCCUAAUGAUGUGGAUAUCAAAUGGGUGGAGUACCAGAACAUGAUCAAAUACCUCAGCCAGUGGAUCAGACACAAUGUGGCCCUAAUGUCAGACAGAUCAUUCCCCAACAGCCCUGUGGAAAUUAAGGCACUUUAUACGCAGUAUUUACACUUUAAAGAACAUGAAAUCCCACUGAAAGAAAAUGAGAAGACGAAGAUAAAAAACCUCUACAAAAUGCUCGAGAUGUGGAUCGAGUUUGGGCGGAUCCAGUUACCUCAGGGUCACCACCCCAACGAUGUGGAGAAGGAAUGGGGUAAACUGAUUGUUGCAAUGCUGGAACGGGAGAAGAGCCUGAGGCCUGAGGUGGAGAGGCUCGAGAUGCUGCAGCAGGUUGCCAACAGGGUUCAGCGAGACUGUUUGAAUGGAGAAGACAAGCUGGCACUGGCACAGAUCGCCCUGCAGUCUGAUGCAAAACGACUGGAGUCUGGGAUUCAGUUCCUGCAUGAAGCAGAAAUCGCUGGCUACUUGUUGGAAUGCGAGAACAUCCUGAGGCAGCAGGUGGUGGACAUCCAACUUCUCCUGGACGGAAAAUUCCCUUUUGCAGAUCAGCUUGUUCAAAGGGUGUCAAGGCUGCGAGACGACCUUCUAAGCCUGAGGGCUGAAUGUUCUUCUGUGUACAGCAAAGGACGAACUCUGACAACAGAACAGACCAAAAUGAUGAUCUCAGGCAUCACACAAAGUCUGAAUUCUGGCUUCUCCCAAAGCAUGGGCACAAACCUGACACCAGCUCUCACUCCUGCACUCACCCCCGGAGGGUUCGGCACUCCCGGUUCUACCUUCACCUCUAGCCUUACUCCAUGUUUGACCCCAUCCUUGACUCCCGCGUUAACCCCUGGCUUGCAGCCUUCGACGGUGCAGAGCUACAUGGGCGGUGGUGGCACUGUGGAUCCUGGAAGCCUCAGGCAUUUGAAACACUUGCAGAUCCGUAAACCUCUGCAGAAAUCCUCACUGGCCGACCCCAAUCUGACAGAGGAGGAGGUCAACAUGAAGUACGUUCAGGAUCUUCUGAUGUGGGUGGAGGAGAUGCAAAUGCAGCUGGAUCGCUCUGAGUGGGGAUCGGAUUUGUCCAGUGUGGAGGUGCAUUUAGAAAAUCACAAAAGCAUCCACAGAGCUAUCGAAGAAUUUCAGAUGAGCCUUAAAGAAGCCAAACUGAGUGAAAUCCAGAUGACCAUUCCACUGAAACUCUCGUAUUCAGACAACCUGAAAAGACUGGAAAAGCAGUAUGAAAAGCUAUUGAACUCUUCAAGGGAGCGACAGAAUCACCUGGAGAGCUUGUACGACUUUGUGUCACACGCCACGCAGGAGCUCAUCUGGUUGAAUGAGAAGGAGGAGGAGGAGGUGGCCUUCGACUGGAGCGAUCGCAACAGCAACAUCGCCAAGAAAAGAGACUACCAUGCUGACCUGAUGAAGGAGCUUGAUGAAAAGGAGGAAACCAUCAAACUGGUGCAGGACAAAGCAGAACGCCUCCUGUUCAAGAGUCAUCCAGCCAGGAUAACCAUCGAAGCCUACAGAGCUGCCAUGCAGACACAGUGGAGCUGGAUUUUGCAGCUCUGCUCGUGUGUUGAACAGCAUCUCAAGGAGAACGCGGUUUAUUUUGAAUUUUUCACUGACGCCAAAGAGUCCAUUGACUACCUGAAGGGCCUGCAGGAUGCCAUUCAAAGGAAGUACAGCUGUGAUCGAACAAGCAGCCUACACAGGCUGGAGGACCUCAUUCAAGAGUCAAUGGAUGAGAAAGAGCAGCUCCUUCAGUACCGCAGCACUGUGGCUGGGUUAGUUGGCAGAGCUAAAAAUAUUGUGCAGCUCAAACCCAGGAACCCUGAAAUGCCCGUGAGGUCGUCCCUCCCCGUAAAAGCCAUCUGUGACUACCGUCAAAUCGAGAUCACCAUUUACAAAGAUGAUGAGUGCAUUUUGGCCAAUAACUCCCACCGCGCCAAGUGGAAAGUCAUCAAUCCUGCAGGGAACGAGGCCAUGGUGCCUUCGGUUUGUUUCACUGUGCCUCCACCCAACAGAGAGGCCACUGACAUGGCAACCAGAAUGGAGCAACUGUAUCAGAAUGUUCUGGCCCUGUGGCACCACUCCCACAUCAACAUGAAGAGUGUGGUCUCCUGGCAUAAUCUAAUGGCUGAUAUACGAGCCAUCCGUAAAUGGAAUGUAGCCUCGAUAAAGACCAUGUUACCUGGUGAGCACCAGCAGGUCCUAAGCAACCUGCAGUCCCAUUUUGACGAGUUCCUGGAAGACACCGAGGAGUCUGAGGUAUUCACUCUGGCAGACUGCACCCAGCUGGAGAGAGACGUGGCAGCCUGCAAAGAGUACUACCAGGAACUGCUCAGAUCUGCAGAGAGAGAGGAGCACGAAGAGUCGGUCUACAAUAAUUACAUCUCGGAAAUACGCAACUUCCGCAUGCAUCUGGAGGCCCACGAAGAACACAUGAUCAGGCAAAUCCGCACGCCGCUGGAGAGAGACGACCUUGACCAGAGUCUUCAGCGUAUUGCGGAGCACGAGAGAAAGAUGGCAGAGCUGAAUAAGCUGAAGGAGGAUCUGGACGUCCUGAAGGAGAAGUGUGAACUCUUCCUCAGACAGGCUGCAGGGUCUCCGUCAGCUCCCACUCUGUCCUCUGAGCUGACAGUCCUCGUUCAGAGCAUGAGCCAAGUCUACUCCAUGUCUUCCAUUUACAUGGACAAACUGAAAACAGUGAGCUCAGUGGUGAAGCUAAGCCAAAACUCAGAGUUGCUAGUCAAAACCUACGAAUCCAAACUCUACGGCGAAGACACCAUCAACUCAGACGUCAAAUCCACCGAGGCUGUCAUUUCAACGCUUAAGCAAUGGCGAACAGAGAUCGAUGAGAAACAGGAGAUGUUCCAUGAUUUGGAGGAUGCUCUGCAGAGGGCUCGACUUAUCAGCGAGCGCAUGUUUAAGGUGCACAACGAGCGUGACUUCGACCUGGACUGGCACAAGGAAAAAGCUGACCAGCUGAACGAACGAUGGCAGAACAUUCACUCUCAGACUGACAACAGACUUCGGGACCUGGACAGCAUCAAUAAAUCUCUGAAACACUACAGAGAGACUUACACCAGUCUGGAUGAGUGGGUGAGAGAAAUGGAAGUAGCACAGCUAAAAACACAAGAAAACAAACCAGAGGACAGCAAGGCACUGGCUGAGCUUCUUAACAAACAGAAGGUCCUUGUGGCUGAAAUUGAACAAAAACAAGGUUCAAUAGAUGAAUGUCAAAAAUACUCAGAGCAAUAUUCAUCUGCCAUCAAGGAUUAUGAACUUCAGCUGAUGACCUUCAGAGCUAUGGUCGACUCCCAACACAAGUCUCCCCUCAAGAAACGGAAGAUGCAGAGCUCUUCUGAUGCCAUUCAGCAGAAGUUCAUGGAUCUCAGGACACGAUACACUGCUCUCGUCACUCUGAUGACACAGUAUGUGAAGUUUGCCAGUGAAACACUGAAGAGAACUGAAGACGAGGAGAGAUCUGUUGAUGAGGAGAAGAGAGAGCACACUGAUAAAGUUAGUAAACUAUUGCACUGGGUGAAACAGACCACAAACACUGAUGGCUCUGCUGUGGCAGACAGCAAUGCCAACACUGAUGCUUCUAAUAAACACAAGGCAUCAGUGGAGGAAAUGGUCACGAAGAAGGAACAGAUUGCAGAAGCACUGAGAGCCACACAAACGAUGCUGAGCAAACACAGCGACAAAAUGACUGAAGAGGAGAGAGAAGAGGCCCAGGAGCAGAUGAAGGCACUGAACCAGGCGUACAGUGAAGUCUCACAGCAGUGUUUGGACCAGACCACGUCUGCAGAAGAGGAUCCCAAUUCAAGCCUUGGGAAUGCUGAGCUUGGUAGUGGAACCAAUGGUUCACUGACAGCUCAGUUGAUGAGCAAUGGUCAACAUGUGACCUCUGAUGCUUCCAAACGUAACCCUGGUUACAAAUCAACCCCAAUCUCUGAGGUGACUGAUGCCAAUAAGUGCAUACAGAGCUCACACGUCUCCUCUGUCUUCCUCUCUGACGUAGCAGCAGCUACGAAAAGGCCGACAUGUGAUGAUCUGGUCAUCAAGGUAAUAGAGGUCACCCCAGACAGUGAUGGGGUGAAGGUGUGCUACACAGGUAGCCAACUGACCCCGGAGCAGGCACUUCAGUCAGGUGUAAUACCUGCCUCAGUCUUUAUAGAGAUUCUCCAAAGACGACAGACCUGCCGGGAUUUGACCAUUUCUGAAUGUGCUGACGGUGUGUCACUCUCAGGGCAUGAGCUGGAGUUGGAUCAGAGCAGCAGACUGAUGGGAGCGAUCCUCAACAGAAAUAAAAACCUGAAACCAGGGAGGAAUGUGAACAUUCUGACGCCUGUUAGUGAUGGUUUAGGUGAUCAGGUGACUAGGUCACGUUUCUCUGAUGCUCAGUUAAGUGUUAGCGCUGAUUUAGACGAUCAAAGCAAAAGGGAAAUGAAGGAAGUUAGUGACAGUGUGAAAAUGGACGCAGCCGUUCAGUGUGACCUGAUGCGCUCCAGCAGCACACUUCUCGUACUGGGAAAUAAGCAGCAGUUUAUCGGACUUGUGUUGCCUUACUCUGGGGAAACUCAAACUGUUUCCACCUCAAUCUGCUGCUGUGAAGAAACCAGCAGCAGUGACUAUACCAGCAGUGUCUUCAGCAACUUGCAAAAGAUAGUAGGUUUUUAUAUUCCUGAAACUUCAGAGAUAGUAGACAUCACCACCGCCAUAGGUAAAGGCUUCACUGACAGUUACACAGCAAAUAUUUUAAAAUCCAUUGAACUUCCCGAUGCAUUUCCUGAUCUCGAUUACCUCAAUCAGAAGUUUUCAUCCUGGCUCAUGUAUAAAAAACUUAGAAUCGAUGGAUUCUAUAAGGAUGCAGAGAACAUACGAGUUGAAUUCAUCCCCAGUCCCACUGAAGCAAGGAAUCUGUUUAUCUCUUACCUGAUGAUGAACAGUUUCAUUGAUCCACAAUCAGGACAGCGGGUUCUCAUACUGGACAAGCAGCUGACAAAAACCAUUAGGUACUUCCUUGAUGAUUUAAUAUUUUCAGAAACCCCUGAUCAAAAUGUUAGUUCUUUGACAGUUAAUGCUGGCAGUCGUUCUGAACAGCUGAGAAUUCGUGAGGAAACAGAGGAAGAAAUUGACAGUGUGCACACAUUUGAAGAUUGGGAAUUUGUUUCUAAAUCAAAUGGUAGGAUUAGCUUCACUGAGCAGACCAAACAUUCCUGCGAUUCUGAUUUGUCAGAAAAACUGGGGGUAACCUUUGAUAGAAAUACACAAAAGCUUUUUGAUCCUUUAGUUUUUCCCUCAGACAACUGCAGUAUCAUGUUUGAUGAGCAAUCACAACCAACACGUGAUCUUUAUGAACUUACUCCCUCAAACAAUGGCAGAAAUGUCACUGAUGGAAGCGCACAACAAAUACAUGAGCCACAUGAUUCUGUUUUUUCAGAUAAUGUAAGGGUCCUCUUUGAUGAAAGCCCACAACAGUCCUUUGAUUCCCAUGAUUUUGUUACUUCAGACUGCGGCAGGACUGUGUUUGAUACAGAAUUAAAAUAUAAUCAUGAUUUAGUUUCCUCAGAUAAUCUGAUGAUUUAUCAAAAUCCCCCAAACAGCAGAGUUUCCUCUGUUGAUAAUCACCAACAAGCCUUUGAUCCAAAUAGUUUGGUUUGCUCGGAAAAGGUGGGAGUUGCCUUUGGUGAUGAUCAGAAACAGCCUUUUGAUUCCAGCAACUUAAUUUCCAAAGACAAUGACAGAAUAACAUUGGACAGAGAAUCACAACAGGUGUUUGAUUCCCAUGAUUUUGUUGCCAUUGACGAAGUGAAGUUGUCCUCUGAUGAAAGUACACACCAGCUCUGUGAUCCUCAGAAGUGUGUUUCUUCAGAAAAAGAGAGCAUUACCUUUGAUGAUAAUUUAAAGAAUCCCUGUGAUUCACAAAAUUUACUUUGUACAGAAAAGGCGAGUGUUGCAUCGGACGGUAACCAACAACAGAACUUUGAUCCCCAUGACAAUGAUUCCUUAGAGGUUACCCUUGAUGAUAAUGCACAGCUGCCCAUUGAUCCCCACAGUUUUAUUUCCUCGGAAAAAGUAAACAAUGCCUUUAAUAAUAAUCAGCAGCAGCCCUUUAAUCCCCUUAAUAUUGUUUCCCCAGAAAAAGUGUGGGUUAGCAUUAACAAUAAUUCACAACUACCCUUUGAUGGCUAUGAUUUUAUUUCCUCGGAAAAGACAAGUGUUACCAGUGCUGAUAAAAUACAGCAGCUGAUUGAUCCUCGAAAUUCUGUUUCCUCAGAAGAAAUGCCUGAUGCCUUUGAUGGAAAUUCACAGCAGCUCUUUGAUCUACACGACUUAACUGAUCCUUCUGAUUUACUUAUCUCAGAAAAUCCCCAAGAUUGUGUUUCCUCAGCUGAUGGAAUUGCACAGGAUGAGCAACCAUAUCACACACUUGGUUCUCAUAAUUGUUUAUCCAUAGAAGAACUGAGGGACACCUUUGAUGACAGUCAACAGCAGCCAUUAGAUUCCUCAAAUCUUGGCAUAAUUACUUCUGACGAGCAGUUACAACAUACUGUAAAUCCUCAUGAUUUUAUUUCAUCAGAAAAAGUCAGAGUUAUAUCUGAUGAUAAAUCCUUUGAUACGUCAUUUGAUCCACAGAACAUUGUUUCCUUAAAGAAUAUGAAAAUCAAGUUGGAUCAGGAAUCACAACUCAAAUGUGAAAGCGAGUGUUUUACCUUCAGUAAUGAAUCACAGCACUCAUUUCAUUAUAACGAAUAUGUUUCUUCAGGUGAGGAAAACACAAAUCUCAAAUUUUCUGUUGAUCUGAUUUCAGCAGACAUUGAGGAAACCACACUGAGUGACAACACAUGUUCAGAUGAACCAGAUAGUUUUGAAAAACGUUCUGAUUCUUCUAGUUCUGAUAUAAGAAGGAAAGGUGUGUUCGAUAAUACCACAGAUUUGACAGAGUCAAGAGACAAGACCUGUGAUAACAGUAGGUUACAGGUAGAUAAAGGAGACACUAUUCCAGCUCUUAGGGAGUGUAUGCCUUCUAUAUCGACAUGUGUGGGAAGCACAAAUACUGACUCAUCAUCUGGGAAGUGGGAUUUAGAGUCUGCGGAGAAAGCGUUCUCUCAGACUGCAGAACAUCUUAACGCUGAGUCAGUGUGCGGUAUAUCAGAAUCCUACGAUGUUGAAUCUGCUGAGUUUUUAUGUGCUGAGGACUUGUUAAGUGAACAUGGGAGAGUGAAUUCUAGUCCAGACAUAGGAUCUACAUUGGAGGUGAUGGAAGUUUCAGGUGUUAAUUCUGAAAUAUAUAGUAUUAAUUUGGAUGCAGAUUCCAAAUCUAGUCAAAUUGAAAAUACAACAGAGGAGUUGUUUGAUGUACAAUCAGAACAAAGGCAGGGUGAUGGUGGAGAUCAGGAGCCCUCUCUGUCUUUUAAUCAACAGACAACAAAAGAGGAACUCAGUUGCCCAAAGCUCUUUGUUCCUACAAUGGUGGAACAAAUCUCUGUACAGUCUGAUGACACUGGACAUGGUGCAUUAGGUGUGAGAACUAUAGUCGCUUUGAACUCCAAAUCUGACUUUUACACAGAAGGAAAACUAGUUGACCAUGGCUCAGAUCAGGUUGUACACGCUGAGGACCAAAAUGCGGGUCAACAUAAGCAAGAUGUUCCUGUGUUAACUAGAAUAGAAGCAGGAGAUCUUUCAGAUGUUGAAUCUGGGAUAUAUUAUGACAGUGAUGCAGCUGUAAACGAAGGCCAACAUGAUGACGAGGCACUACAACCGGUUAGCCUACAGUCUGAUCAGGAAGAAGGUGUCGCUUUUUCAAAUGGUUCCAGUUCCCCCAAUGUUUCUGAGUCUAUAAUGGAAGAACAAACCCUGAUGCAGCCACAAUGUACUGAUGGUUACAGUGAACUAUCUUUACAGCCUGGAGGGAUUUCUGAAGGACUUGGCCUGCAAUCUGAAUCUGACUUUUACCCAGAAGAUGUUGUAGUGGAAAUGAACCCAAAUAAGUUAGUAAAUGCAGAGGGAUUGGAGGUUCAACAUGAGCAAGAUUAUGUUACUUAUGUACUAAAAACAGAAGUUCGAGAAGAAGGUGGUUCUGAUGGUAAAUCUAAGAAAUGUUAUGAAGAUGCAGCUCUCAGCAGAGGCCAACCUGGUAACACAGCAUUAGGAAUGGAACCUGAUCUACAGGCAGAAGAAGAGGGAGGUGUUAGUGGAGAUCAGGUGGACCUAGAAAAACAGCCAUUGUCAGAUAUUCCUAUUAUGGAAGAACAAACCCUGUUGUUGCAAGGUAACACUGUUAGUUUGAUUGAGUCUUUGGGGUCCACAGUUACUGAGACUGUAAACAGUCUAGAUUCAAAGUCCAAUUCAAGAGACGAUUGGAGCCAAUCAUUGUCUAUUGAUCACCAUCUGACAAAUGGCGACGAAAAUGCAGAGUGUUCGACUGAAGAGAAGACUGCAGACAUGGUUAAGAAAUUCACAAAAGAGGAGGCACACGCAUUAGAUAAUGUGACACUAGACAAUGUAGGAGAUAAGAGUGAUGAUCAACAACCUCCCAGUCCUUCUGUGUCUGGUCUCAGUUCUCCAGUGAGCUCACUCUCCAUAUGUGAUCAGGUUACAUCAGAGUGCAUCUGUCUCGCAGACACAUCACCAUUAGUGGUUGAAGAUGUGGACCCAUUGAUCCCAGUCAAUACCCAGCAGACAGAUAGAGCUGAUGUAUCCAGUCAUGAGAUAGUAAGUGUCUGUACUUCUGUAGUCAGUGACAGAACCACUGACAUCAGCCCUGAUCCAGGAAGUGGCACUAGUCGCUCUUGUAAAUCCGACUCACUCAUUCAACAUCAUUCUGUCAGUGCUGAACACGUUCCCCUGUCAAGUACUGAAUCACUGAGGGAGCGUGGCACAGACCAGGCGUCACCACAUCACCCCGCAUUGCCUGGGGAAACAGAAAUGGUGAAAAACACGAGUGAUGUUGAGUCACUUUUAAAGAAUGAGCUAACCCCCAAUAUUUAUGACUCAUCUCCCCGGGGUUUGACUGAAAAUGCAGUUACCUCAGUGUCCGGGCGUGAUUGUAGCUACGGUGAAAACAUUACAGAUGAUGGCAGUGGAAGUGCAUUAGCUCAGAACAUGGGAAUUAACUCUGGGAGUGAUUUUAUUGUUGUCCCUGCUGAUUCUCAAACCUCAACUUCUCAAAAUGGUCAAACAUCUCCACAGCAGAGCUCCUCUCAGUUACUAUCUGGUGAAGAUUCUCCUGAAUCACAACAGACCAAUAAGGAAUUACCUGACAUAAGGCACGGUGAUGAGGACGAUUUAUGCCCAGACAGACUUUCCCCAGAGAUGCAACAUCAGUUCCCUGUCAGUCAUUCUGAACAGCUUUCAGGGUCAGUGCAGGUGAAAGAUGAGGUCAUUGUGGAUGGACGUGAGUGCAGUUUAAAUCUACCCUCUGUGUCUUCAGACAACGGCUCAACACAGUCUGACAGUAGAAAAGUUGAGGAAUUAGGAUCUGAAAAAUCACCCACAGCUACUGGUGCACAGACAGACCUCAGCAACACACCGGCUGUUCCCUCUCCAGCUCCAUCAGUGUUUUCUAUUGCCAUGGAAACACAUGCAGAUAAUCAGGAGGAAACUCAGCCUAAAAGAACUGAAAGUGUCAUCGGUACAAUCAAUGAUCGUCCUCCAUCAGUGGGAAAAGAUGACUGUAAUAAAAGCGACACAAUUCAUGGACAGGUUGACAGCAAUCACUCAGUUCUUAUCAAGGAUUUGCAAAAGGAAAAUACCAGUUUGAAUGACAGUGUGAAGGAAAAUACUGAAUUUACGAUGAGUGAGAGGUCAGAACAGAAUGAUGCUCCAAAUAUCCAGCUGCAACCUAUGCAGGUUCAAGAGCUGUCAGUGCUUCAGGAAGCAAUGGGUACUCUGAACAGUGCCCCUAGUGGGGACUGUCAAGACAACCAGCUUGGCACGCUGGACAGCAUCAUGAAGGAGAGUCCGGAGGCAGAGGGUGAAAGAGCUCCGGAAGAAAACUUGUCUCCUCAAACAGAUGCCUGCCAACAGGAGGAGGCCAGAAAUAAGUUUCCCUCUCAGCUGUUCUCCAUCCAGGACUACUUGGAGUGUGUUGGGCGACUACAGGAUCACGCCGAUGUUUUAGAAGAUCUAAGAAAUGAUAUUUCAACUCCAGCAGCUGUUACAAAUAAUAUGGAUGAACUACAGGUCCAAAUAGAGGAGUGUCAGUCUGUUGAGUCCCAACUGUCUGAACUAGCUGACGUCUUGGCAAUAGAUAUGGAAAAAGCCAAAUUACUCCUAAGUUCUGCUAAUGAAGACAUUCCUGUACAAAUCCACCAAGAUUUGGCCUCAGCACAUCUGGAAUUAGAGGCAAAUGUUACUACUGUUUCCCAACUGUGUGAAGAAAAGAGUCACUCAUUCAUCCAAGCAAUGGAAAGAGAGAAGGUUCAGUUGAAAUCAAAGUACCAGAAACAUCUGACUGAUCUGGAUGAGCUGGCAGGCCUGGUCCAAAAAUACUCUGAAAUCCAGGAUGUGGAUUUGAACGCAUGUGAUGUGGAUUCACUUAAUCAGAUGAUCCAGCAGAGCAAGGACACAGAAAGCAGAUUGCUGAAAGAAGUCAGACACAGUUUGGAGGAUGUCACAUUUGACAUCCAGUGCUUUAUUUCUGAGCAUGCUCAGUUCUUGAGUGCAGCUCAGAGCAGCCACCUCCUCAAGUUCCUCAGCAGUACUCAGAGAGCUCUGCGGGACCAGACGGAAAAGAUCGUAACUCAUAGGACAACCUUAGAACAUGUAUUGGAGACGAAAGAGAACGAAAGCCAUGCAAAGUCUCUGUUAGAAAAGCACAAGCAGUUGACAGACAAACUGGAGGACGUGUGUGGCAAUCUCACCUUGACUGAGAACCGCCUGAUUGGUCAUCAGCAGCAGGCUGAAAACACAGAGAGUGUCACGGAUCUGCAGCAGUACCAGCAAGAACAUCAGGCUCUGCAAAAAGACGUGCUGACAAACGCCAGCGCCUUGAAUGAGGUCAUCAGCAGCACCAAACUGUUUCUGGAGGAAAAUCGGAACAAGCUGACGCCAGAUCAGAUUGCAACUAUUGAAAGCAAGUUGGAGGAGGCGAAAAGCAAAGCUAAGCUCAUCAACGAGAGAGCAGAGGAGUCCAGGAAAGACCUGGAGAAGGCUGUGACCACAGCCAUCAAACAGGAGAGUGAAAAGGCUGCAGCUGUUGAGAAGCUUGAAGAGAGCAAGAACAAAAUUGAGGGUCUUCUUGAUUGGAUCUCCAACAUUGGAAAUGAAAACGAGAAUGUUUUAAAUCACAAUGACCGCAUAAGUAAUGAAAACGGAAACUUGCCAGAGCAAACAGCCGCCAAAGGAAUAUUAGAAGAGAACGAUGAUGCCAAUGGGAACGCUCCACAGACCACUGAAAAUGAUUCUGGCAAAGAGACUGGAGGCAAGAGUGAUGCAUCUCUGGACCUGGAUAAGCAAUAUGAAAGGGUCAAGGGUCAUCAUCAGCAAAUUCUGUCCCAGCAGCAGGAUUUACUCCUGGCUACCCAGUCAGCACAAGCUCUUCUUGACAAGCAAGCCAAUGUGUUGUCUCCAGAGGAGAAGGACAAGCUGCAGAAGAACAUCCAAGAACUGAAGGGACGCUACGAGGCCUCACUGACGCAGGCCGAGCAGCAGAUGAAGCAGGUGCAGUGUGUCCAGGAGGAGCUGAAGAAGUUCCAGGGUGACUGUGAGGAGUUUGAAGGCUGGUUAGAUCAGGCCGAGGGACAGAUCGAGGACCUGGGUGCUCCUGCAGGAUCUCUUAAUAUCCUGAGUGACAAACUGCAGCAACAAAAGGUUUUUGCAGAGGAUGUGAUUUCCCACAAAGGAGAUCUUCGCUUCAUCACGAUCUCAGGACAGAAGGUUCUGGAUGUGGCUAAAGCAUGUGAACAGAGUGAUCCAGCGGCUAAGAACACCCCGAUGUUUGUUGACACGUCAGGAACCUGUUCUGCUGUCAAGGAUAAACUGGACUCUGCAGCGAGUCGUUACAAAACACUACACUCACAGUGCAAUCAGCUUGGCAACAACCUCAAAGACGUGGUUGACAAGUACAAGAAAUAUGACGACUCCAGCGCUAGUCUUUUCAAAUGGCUCAACAGUUCAGAGGAAGAGGCGAGGAAGCAGCAGUCAGAGACCAUAGCUGCCGACCCACAAACACUCCAGAAGCAGCUGGAAGAGACCAAGGCUCUCCAAAGUAAAAUGACAGGACAGCAGACGGCUGUUGAGACACUACGCAAAACAGCCGAGUCUUUGAUAACAUCUGAGGGAGAUCUGCUGACCAACCCAGAGGAAAUCCAGGAGACAGUAGAUGACAUCGCGGAGCGCUACGACAACCUGUCCAAGUCUGUCAGCGAUCGAAAUGAGAAACUGCAGAUCACUCUGACUCGCUCCAUGAGCGUCCAGGACGGUUUGGAUGAGAUGAUGGCAUGGAUGCAGGGGGUGGAGGCCAGUGUGGAGGAGAAGGGACAAAUUCCACUGGACUCUGCAUCUAUUGGCGAUAUCCUCAGCAGAGAAGCGGCGUUAGAGCAGGACAUCGCAAGUCGCCAGAGCAGCAUCUCAGCCAUGAAGGCCAAGGUGAAAAAGUUUGUGGAGACGGCAGACCCUUCAGCUGCUGCUCUCCUGCAGUCAAAGAUGGAAGCUCUCUCCCAGCGCUUCUCCGAUGCCUGCGACAAGCACCAGCGGAAGGUUUCCCAACUGGAGGGGCUGAGAGAAAAAGUGGAACAGUUUGAGUCGAUUGCAGAUAAAGUUCAGCAGUUUGUGGUGAGAUCGACGCAAGAGCUGAACGAAACAGACAGUUCCCUUAAAACCUUUGAUGAAAUGUCGCAGCAGAUGCAGAGCACCAAAACCGAGAUGGCUGAGCACGCAGAUGACUUGGCAAAGCUGCAGCAGCUUUGUAAAGAGCUGUGUGAAAUAAGUCCUGAGGGGAACAAAGCCCAAAUCCAGAGCAAGGUGGAGAAUCUCACCAAUGUUUUCUCCACCUUUAAAGACGGUGUCAAAGAAAAGGAGGAAGAAGUAUCAUCCUGUCAGGAGCAGCUGAAAGAGUUCAGAUCUGCAGCCAGUUCUCUCAACAAGUGGCUGGCGGAGACGAAUGAGAAGGUACCUGCUGUUCAGUCGAGCAUCAGUGAGAAGAGUCUGGAGAAGGACCUGCAAAAAGUCACUGAACUGCUGGAUGACUGGACGUCUAAAGACCCUGCCGUCCAAGACCUGAACAGUAAAGGUUCAUCGCUGUGUAACCUCAUCACUUUCCUCACAUCACCGGCCAAAACAAAGACCCCUAACAAGUCAGCUCUUACUAACGGUGGUGGUCCGAUGAACCAUUUCUACCUAACUAAUAAAGAACUGAUGGAAAUUCAGCAGAACAUGUCAUUUGUCAAUGAGGGAUAUUCGAGUCUCGGGGAAAUGCUGAAGAGUCGAGUUGCUGAGCUGAGCAGCUCAGUGCAGGAGGUGAACGAGGCCCAAAAGGAAACAGAAGACAUGAUGACGUGGCUAAGGGACAUGAAGAAGACAGCAGCAUCGUGGACUAAUGCCGCCACCGAGCGAGACGCAGUCAAAACUCAGCUUGAACAACAGAAGGCAUUUGAAGGCAACAUGAAGCAAAAGCAGGAACAUCUCCAGAAGCUCAGAGAAAAGCUCCUCAACUUGAUUAAAACUCAUCCAAACUCCCCCGAGGCAUCCAAGUGGAAGCAGAUGCUGGCAGAAAUAGAUGCUGCUUGGACAGAUAUCAGUGGUUCUGUGGAGCAGAGGAAGGAGCGACUGGAGCAGUCCAACAAGAACCUGGACACCUUCCAAACAGCAGAGGUGCAGCUCGGUCAGUGGCUCUCAGAGAAGGAACUCAUGAUGAGUGUCCUUGGACCACUUUCCAUAGAUCCAAAUAUGUUGAAAAUGCAGAAGCAGCAAGUCCAGAUUCUGCAAAAUGAGUUUAAGAGCCGUAAACCUCAGUUUGAACAACUGGAGGGCGCUGGAGCAGCCAUUCUAAGUUCCCCAGGAAACCAGGAACACUCCAACGGAAAGCUGGUGAGAGAGCAGCUCGAUGCUAUCAGUCAAAAGUGGCGAGGCCUUACUGGGCAGCUGGACCAGAGAGACAGCCUCAUAGACCAGGCCAUAGUGAAGACGGGUCAGUUCCAGGAGUUACUGAAGAGUCUCAGUCAGGCAUCUGUUCAACUGGAGAACCAGCUGACCGACCAUCAGGCCCACAGCACACAGCCUGAUGCUGUGAAGAAGCAGUUGGAGGACGUCCAUAACAUCACAGCUCAGCUGAGAGAGGAGAAGAAGAAGCUGAAGGAAGCCGAGGUUCUCAACGCAGAGCUGACAGCGAUGGUGACGGAGGACUAUCUGAAAGCAGACUUGACGAGGCAGCUGGAGACGGUCAGCAAACCUUUCAAACAGCUGGAAGAGAAAGCAGCACUAAGGAUUGAGCAGCUGAAUUCAACCUUUGCAAGUUCUCAACAGUUUCAUCAGACCUCCAAAGACUUCCAGUCUUGGCUCUGUCAGCGGCUCCAGGACCAGUCUAAGCCCGAGGUCAUCUCUGCCAAAGCAGAAGUCCUGCAACAAACCUUGGAGGAACACAGUAAACUCCAGAAGGCUCUCAGUGAACACGAAGACAUUUACAACAAAAUCACUGGGGAAGGGGAUUCGCUUCUUCAGAACACUGAUGGUGCAGAGAAGUUGGCACUUCAAGGGCAGCUCAAUACCAUGCUUUCCAACUGGGAGGAGGUAAAAAGGAGCUCGGCAGAGCACGGAGAUAAACUCCAGACUGCUCUUCAGAGGUCUCUGAAGUUCAAGGAGCACACUGACCAGCUCAGCUCCUGGAUUCAGGAGUGUGAAGUCAGUGAAGGCCAAAUCAAACUAACCACUGAUCCGGUGGCUGUUGAGAGCUCUGUGUCCCAGGUCAAAACUCUUCAGAGGGAUGUUGACAAGCACAGGAGGAUGGUGGAGCAGCUGAACAUGGCUGCAGACAGCCUUCUCGAGGUGGCCAAUGUAGACACGCAGCCCGUGAAGGAGGAAAAGGCUAACGUCGGCAAAAGAGUAGACACUUUAGUGGAGAGUCUACAGAGCAAGAAGGAGUCCUUGGAGAGGAUUUCACACACUGUGAAGGAAUUUAAUGAUACCUACAAAGACGCUAGAGGUCAGCUGGAGGGAGCUGAGAAGUAUGUGGGUGCCUAUGAGUCUCAAGGGGUUCAGGGUCACAGCAAUAAGAACCUCACCAACAUGAAAGCCCAACACAAGAGUUUAGAGGGAGUUCAGAACCAAGUAGAGCACCUGAAGAGCUUGGCCAAAGAUCUUGUGGUGAGUGUCCCAGAUGCUGAUGGCGUGACAGACCUGUUACUGCAGGCAGACAGUUUAGAAAAGGACUACAGCACCCUGAACACAAAACUAGAGGAGACAUGCCAGGAGUUGGAGGGUAAACUGCAGGGUAUCGGACAGUUCCAGGUCAGCAUCCGUGAGAUGUUCACACAAUUCACAGACCUAGAUGAUGAACUGGACAGCAUGGCUCCGUUAGAUCUGGACUUGGCUACACUUAAGGGUCAGCAGGACGGCAUCCAGAACUUUGUGUCCAAGCUGCAGGAGUUGAUAACCAACACGGCGAACGCUAGAGACAGCUGUCAGAAGAUGCUCGAGACUGAGACCUCGCCUGAUUUGUUGGGCUUGAAGAGAGAUCUGGACGCUCUGAGUAAACAGUGUGGUAAACUGCUGGACAGAGGGAAAGGCCGAGAGACGCAGGUGAAGACCACUCUCAGCAAGCUGGACGAGCUGUACGUGAAACUAAACCAAGUGGGAGAAAGGCUUUCCAGUGCUGUGGACAAGGAGGCGACGCAGGAGGCAGUUGGCAUGGAGACAGAUGUCAUUGAGCACCAGCUGGAGGCCUUCAAGGCUUUCCAGAAAGAAGACAUUGAUCCUUUGCAGGCCGACCUUCAAGACAUCAACUCUGUCAGUCAGAGUCUGAUCCAAAAUGUUACCAAAGGCACCAGCACCAAGAAGCUUGAAGACGACCUGGAGGGCAUCAACGCAAAGUGGAAUACCUUGAACAAAAAGAUUGCUGAACGCUCGGCCCAGCUGCAUGAGGCCCUGUUGCGUUGUGGUAGAUUUCAGGAUGCUCUGGAGUCUCUGCUCAGCUGGUUGACAGACACAGAAGAACUGGUGGCCAGUCAGAAACCUCCCUCUGCUGAGUUCAAAGUAGUGAAGGCCCAGAUACAGGAGCAGAAGCUCUUACAGAGGCUGCUGGACGACCGAAAACCCACAGUGGAGCUAAUAAAGAGAGAGGGAGGAAAGGUCGCAGAGCUGGCAGACUCUGUGGAUAAAGACAAGGUUGCCAAAGAGAUUGAAUGCCUAGGGCAGAGGUGGGACGCUCUGCUUAAGAAAGCUGAGAACAGGCACAAACAACUAGAGAGCAUCCUGGUGGUCACUCAGCAGUUCCACGACACCCUGGAGCCUCUGAGUGAGUGGCUGGCCUCCACGGAAAAACACCUGUCCAACUCUGAACCAGUCGGUACAGAGACGUCCAAGCUGGAGGACCAGAUCUCUCAGCACAAGGCCUUAGAGGAGGAGAUUAUGAAUCACAGUAAAGACCUGUUUCAGGCAGUCAGUCUGGGUCAGAUGCUCAGGACUGUGAGCUCAGUGGAUGAUAAGGACUUUGUCCAGUCCAAACUGGACAACAUGCAGGCCAGUUACAUAGAGCUGCAGGAGCGAUGCAGGAGGAAAGCCGAGAUGUUACAUCAGGCUCUGGCAAACGCGCAGCUGUUUGGAGAAGAUGAGGUGGCGCUCAUGAACUGGCUGUACGAGGUGCACACCAGGCUGGGUGAAGUGUCCGUGGAGGACCACAGAGUAGAGGUUCUUGAAAAGCAGCUGGCAGAACAACGGGCACUACAAGGUGAUAUUGAAUUAAGGAAGAAGAAUGUAGAUCAAGCCAUCAGUAAUGGAAUGGAGCUGCUGAAGCAGACAACAGGUGACGAGGUGGUUGUGAUUCAAGGGAAACUUGAUGGUAUAAAAACCAAGUACAGUGAAAUCACAUCCAUGGGUGACAGUGUUCUAAAGACACUGGAGAGUGUUCUGAGUCUCUCUUCUAAACUACACCAAACACACCAGGACCUGAACUCCUGGCUGGAGGCAGUAGAAGCGGAGAUCAGUGCGUUUGCUGAUCAGGAGCCAGUGGGAGAUCAGCUUGUUCAGGCACAAGAAAGACAAAAGGCCUUGCUCAAGGAGACUAAAGACCAAAAACUGGUGGCAGAUAAGCUGAAUGAGUUGAGCGGUUCUCUACUGGAUCUGAUCCCCUGGCACACUCGUGAGAGUCUGGACAAGAUGGUAUCUGAGGACAACGAGCGCUACAGAGUUGUCUGUGACACCGUCACACAGCAGGUGGACCGGAUCAACGCAGACAUAUUGAAAUCACAGCAGUUUGAACAGGCUGCUGAUGCUGAGCUGUCCUGGCUGAGUGACGCUGAGAAGAAGCUGGAGUCAAUGGGCGACAUCAGGCUGGAACAGGAUCAAAACACCACUCAGCUCCAGACACAGAAGAUUUUCUCCAUGGACAUCAUGAGACACAAAGAUGCUGUGGAUGAGAUUGUGAAAAUGGGAAAAGCCAUCAUGAACAGCAAGAGCCCAGAGGAGAAAGAAGUCCUAAUGACCUUGACUCAGGCUCUCCUGGACAAGUACAAUACCGUGAGUCAGCUGAACUCAGAGCGCUGCCUGCAGCUGGAGCGAGCCCACUCUCUGGCCAGUCAGUUCUGGGAGACCUGCGAGGAGAUGUGGCCGUGGCUCCAAGAAACUCUGGGUGCUUUCAGCCAGCUCCUGCCACCUUCCAUCGAGUACGACAAGCUGCGGCAGCAGCAGGAAGAACUCAGGCAAAUGAGAGAGCUGAUCGCCGAGCACAAGCCUCACAUUGACAAGAUGAAUAAGACGGGGCCUCAGUUACUUGAACUGAGCCCAGUGGAGGGAGUUCCCAUCAGAGAGAAGUACACGGUAACUGACCAACUUUACACCAAACUGAAGGCCGACGUCAAGCAGAGGGCAGACACUCUGGAUGAGGCCAUCUCUAAGUCCACCCAGUUUCAUGAUAAAAUCGACCCGAUGCUUGAAUCUCUGGAACGGAUCGCCGAGCGCCUGCGUCAGCCUCCGUCCGUCUCAGUGGAGGUUGACAAGAUCAAGGAUCAGAUCAGUGAAAACAAGUCAGUCUAUGUGGACUUGGAGAAACUGCAGCCUUCGUAUGAAACACUGCGGCAGCGCGGUGACGAGAUGAUCGCUCGGUCUGAAGGAGCGGACAAGGACAUCUCUGCUAAAGUCGUACAAGACAAACUGGACCAGAUGGUGUUCCUGUGGAGCGACAUCCAGGCCCUGCUGGAGGAGCGCGAGUCCAAGCUGCUGGACGUGAUGGAUUUGGCAGAGAAGUUCUGGUGCGACCACGGUGCUCUGGCGGUCACCAUUAAAGACAGCCAGGACCUGCUGAGGGAGCUGGAGGAGCCUGGAGUGGAUCCUUCAGUGGUCAAACAGCAGCAGGAGUUUGUGGAGGGAUUUAAGGAGGAGGUGGACGGGCUGCAGGAAGAACUCGAAGUGGUUCAACACCAAGGUGGAGAACUGAUGGCUGCCUGUGGAGAACCUGAUAGACCUGUGAUAAAGAAAAGUCUUGACGAGGUGGUUUCAGCCUGGGAGAAUCUAAACAAAGCUUGGAAAGAGAGAGGAGAGAGGCUGGAAGAAGCCAUGCAGGCUGCUGUGCAGUUUCAGGACGGCCUCCAGGGGAUGUUUGACUGGGUGGAUAUCCUGGAGAGCAAACUGGAUUCAAUGUCCGCUGUAGGCACAGACCUCGAAACUGUGAAGCAGCAGAUUGUGGAGCUCAAGGAGUUCAAAGGGGAGGCGUACCAGCUCCAAAUCGAGAUGGAGCGCCUGAACCACCAGGCAGGCCUCAUGCUGAAGAAAGCCACAGAGGAGAGCGAUUGCUGUGCCAUUCAGGAACCCAUGUCUGAACUGAAGAUGCUGUGGAACAACCUGGAUGAGAAGAUCAUCAGUCGACAGCACAAACUGGAAGGAGGCCUUCUUGCUUUGGGACAGUUCCAGCAUGCACUGGACGAACUGCUGGCCUGGAUGAGCCACACUGAGGAGCUGCUGGAUGAGCAGAAGAAGACGGCAGGAGACCCUAAAGCUAUUGAGAUCGAGCUGGCAAAACACAACGUUCUUCAGGUCGAUGUUUUGGCUCACAAAGCCACGGUAGAGACGGUGAACAAAGCUGGGAAUGAUCUGGUGGAGUCCAGUGCCGGUGAGGAAGCAUCAGGCCUGAGAACCAAACUGGAGAACCUGGCCCUGCGGUGGACAGCAAUCUUGGAAAAGACAGAUCAGAGGAAGCAGCAGCUCGAGAGCGCUCUGCUCCAGGCCCAGGGUUUCCAUGGUGAGAUAGAAGAUAUGCAGCAAUGGCUGAAAGACACAGAUCGUCAGCUGUUGGCAUCAAAGGCUGUGGGAGGUUUACCAGACACGGCCCGAGAGCAGCUUAACACCCAUCUGGAGUUGUGUUCCGCCCUGGAGGUGAAGGAAGAACUCUACAAGGAGCUGCUGAACAAAGGUCGCCAGCUGCUCAUGAUGCUGCCGGAGGGUUCUCCUGACAGCAACACCGAGCAAGAUCUCGCCAACAUGAAGGACAAAUGGGAGGCGGUGCAGGGGAAGGUCGCUGAGAGAAAGGUGAAACUGGAGGAAGCCUUGAAGCUGGCCACGGACUUCCACAACUCUCUGCAGGACUUCAUCAACUGGCUGACCCAAGCAGAGCAGACCAUCAACAUCGUUUCUCCUGCUUCGCUCAUUCUGGAGACCAUCAUGUUUCAGAUUGAUGAGCAUAAGGUUUUUGUGACAGAGGUCAACUCCCACAGAGAACACAUCAUUGAACUGGACAAGACCGGCACUCAUUUGAAGUACUUCAGCCAGAAACAGGAUGUGGUCCUGAUUAAAAACCUGCUGCUCAGCGUGCAGGGCCGCUGGGAAAAGCUGGUGCAGAAGUCUGUGGAGCGAGGCCGUCUGCUGGACGACAGCAGGAAGAGGGCCAAACAGUUUGAUGAAACGUGGAAUAAACUGAUGGAGUGGUUGGAGGAAUCCGAGAAGAGUCUGGAUUCAGACAUGGAAAUCGCUAAUGAGCCUGACAAAAUCAAACAGCAGCUUUUACAGCACAAGGAGUUCCAAAAAGCUCUGGGAAGCAAACACUCAGUGUACGAUACCACCACGCGAACAGGACGCGCCCUGAAAGACAAGACAUCGCUCCAGGACGAUACUCAGAAACUGGACGAUAUGCUGAGCGAGCUGAGAGACAAAUGGGACACUGUCUGUGGGAAGUCAGUGGAAAGACAAAACAAACUGGAGGAGGCGCUGCUGUUCUCGGGACAGUUUACUGACGCUCUCCAAGCUCUCACCGACUGGCUGUACAGAGUGGAACCACAGCUGGCCGAGGACCAGCCCGUCCAUGGAGACAUAGACCUAGUCCUCAGCCUGAUUGACAACCACAAGGUAUUCCAGAAGGAGAUGGGAAAGAGGACAGGGAGCAUUCAGGCCCUAAAACGUUCUGCAAAGGAGCUGAUCGAGAACAGCCAUGAUGACUCGUCCUGGGUCAAAGUUCAGAUGCAGGAGCUGAGCACCCGCUGGGAGACAGUGUGCAACCUGUCAGUGUCCAAACAGGCCCGGCUGGAGCUGGCCCUGUGUCAGGCUGAGGAGUUUCACUCAAGUGUUCACAUCCUGCUAGAAUGGUUGGCGGAGGCGGAGCAGAGUUUACGUUUCCAUGGCAGCCUGCCUGAUGAUGAAGAGGCUCUGAGGACGCUGAUCGAACAGCACAAGGAGUUCAUCAAGAAACUGGAGGAGAAAAGCAUGUCUUUAAACAAAGCCAUCAGUAUGGGUGAAGCCAUUCUAGGCAUCUGCCACCCAGACUCCAUCACCACCAUCAAGCACUGGAACACCAUCAUUAAAGCUCGGUUUGACGAGGUACAGGCCUGGGCCCGGCAGCAUGAGCAGCGAUUGGCUGCGGCCCUCACUGACAUGUUGACCACUCAGGAGCUACUGGAGAAUCUGCUGAACUGGCUGCGCUGGGCUGAGAGCAGUCUGGACGAUAAGGACAAGGAAGUGCUGCCACAAGAGAUUGAAGAGGUCAAAGGUCUCAUAGCAGAACAUCAGGCGUUCAUGGAGGAAAUGACCAGGAAGCAACCAGAUGUUGACAAGAUCACCAAGACACACAAACGGAAGGCUGCCGUGGAGCCUCAGAACCAGUCACAGAUCCCGGUGCUUGAAAAAGGAAGAACUGGAAGAAAGCGUUCGCCCACACAAACCAUGUACGCUUCUGCAACACAAGCUCACGUUGAAACCAAGAACCCCAGAGUCAACCUGCUGGUCACCAAGUGGCAGCAUGUGUGGCUGCUGGCUCUGGAGCGGAGGAGGAAACUCAACGAUGCUCUGGACAGACUGGAGGAGCUGAAAGAAUUCGCCAACUUUGACUUUGACGUGUGGCGGAAGCGUUACAUGCGCUGGAUGAACCACAAGAAGUCCCGUGUCAUGGACUUCUUCCGUCGCAUCGAUAAAGAUCAGGAUGGCAAAGUGACCCGACAGGAGUUCAUAGAAGGCAUUCUCUCCUCCAAAUUCCCCACUAGUCGUUUGGAGAUGAGCGCCGUCGCAGACAUCUUCGACAGAGACGGCGACGGCUACAUCGACUACUAUGAGUUUGUAGCAGCUCUUCAUCCCAACAAAGACGCCUACAAACCACUGACAGACGCAGACAAAAUCGAAGAUGAGGUUACACGUCAAGUAGCAAAAUGCAAAUGUCCGAAGAGAUUCCAAGUGGAGCAAAUCGGUGCCAACAAAUACCGGUUCUACCUUGGAAAUCAGUUUGGUCUGGUUCACUGCUUACAUGACUCCUUAAUCGGCGAUGAGACAAUAGCAAACAGGGAAAAUCAAAAUCUAACCCCGCACCUACACGUUGCAGUGUUGGAAAGCUGUAUUCUGUUUGGAGACUCUCAGCAGCUCCGCCUGGUGCGUAUUUUACGCAGCACUGUGAUGGUGCGAGUGGGAGGAGGCUGGAUGGCUCUGGAUGAGUUCCUGGUGAAGAACGACCCCUGUAGAGUUCAUCACCACGGGAGCAAAAUGUUACGCUCGGAAUCAAACUCUUCCAUAACUCAGUCUCCUAUAGCUAAAGGCAGGACCAAUCUGGAGCUGCGGGAGAAGUUCAUCCUCCCUGAAGGCACCACACAGGUCAUGGCCAGCUUCCGCUACCGAGGCCGGAGAUCUCGACCCUCGUCCAGAGGAGCUUCACCGAACAGAUCCACCUCCAGUCAGAGCUGUCCUGUCCCAGUGAACCCAGUCACGACCAGUACACCUAAGACUCCCCAACACAUAACCCGCAAUUAUGAUAAACCCUGGCUUACAAACAGCAAAUCCUCCACUCCACUUAAAUCAUCAGACUCCUUUCAGAGCCAAACAUCAUCAUCAGAGGUGACACCAGUUCAAGGUAGCAAACUACGUCUUCCAGGAUAUUUGUCAGGUAAAGGAUUUCAGUCAGGGGAGGAGGGAACGCUGAUCAGUGCUGCGGUGCUGAAGGCUCGGGCACAGGCAGCAGGUGAGUCAAGAAGAAAUUCAAGCCGACCUGGAAGCAAAGCAGGAAGCAGAGGAAGCAGCCGCAGAGGUAGCGACGCCUCCGACUUUGACAUCUCAGACAUCCAGUCCGUCUGCUCUGACAUGUCUGAGACAGUUGGUGAGAGCACCAGGGCUACACCUCGCCCUGCGUCCCACCAACGUGGAGGUAAACCCUCCAAGAUCCCCACUCCUCAAAGAAAAACCCCUCCCACGAGCAAGCUGGCCAAGGGAUCCAAGCGAUAGUCAGUGGCCUUGAAAUUAGAAUAAUAAUUUUAAAAAAAAGGACGUGACCCAGAAACUAGUUGCACCCUAGAAACAACACGGACACUGGAGAUAUUUAAUUUAAAAAAGACUGCAAAUAUGUUGAGUGUUAUUUAAAUUGCUGCAAAGAUGUAAAAUAUUCUGUUCAAUGGCAGUAUGAUGUCAUGUUAUGUGAGGAUGAAUUGUUGACGGCCUUGAGUAUUUGUCUUUUUAAUGUAUUUUCAUUUUUUUGUCCAAAAUGUCAAAUAGUUUUUAUUGUGUUUUAUUUUAUUUUAUUGAUGAACAAAAGCCUGUAGAGGUUUAAUGAACACUAGAGAAACCUGGGGAUGACUAUGUUGUACUGUUAACGUGCAUUUCUGACUACACUAAUGAAGGACAACACACACACACACACACACAGACACACAGACCCAGGAUAACGCUGAGAGUUACUGAAUGUACUGUAAUUUAUUUAUGCUAAUGUUUGGACCGCGGCGACAUUUGAAGCACUGCAACUAUCUAUUUAAAAAUAAUGUUAGGAUAUACUGCCAACAUGCAUUUAAAGGGCAAUGCAAUAUACUACACUAAAUAAAGCGAUAGCACUGCAGAAACCACUGAAAACACUAUUAAAAAA
Messenger RNA from Cynoglossus semilaevis (tongue sole), 27006 nucleotides. RefSeq names its product dystonin (gene dst). The coding region runs from base 2475 to 26375 and encodes 7966 amino acids. Gene Ontology annotation, molecular function: calcium ion binding; structural molecule activity; microtubule binding. Gene Ontology annotation, cellular component: cytoplasm; membrane; intermediate filament. The transcript has 103 exons. NCBI's taxonomy places the organism in Eukaryota, Metazoa, Chordata, Actinopteri, Pleuronectiformes, Cynoglossidae. Gene Ontology annotation, biological process: hemidesmosome assembly; intermediate filament cytoskeleton organization; wound healing. The record is from RefSeq and is a predicted model, not a curated record.